UUCAAAUUGUUUUUCUAUCAAUUUCUUGAAUUUUUAAUUACUAGGAGCUUUUUCUCGACUUCUUUCAUUUCAUUUUGCAAUUUUUUUUUACCGUGCCGACGAGUUCCAAAUCAUUUUGAAAUUUACCCAAUUGCGAUUUCUGCCAAUUCCUACUAAUUUCGACGUGGGUUUGAUUUCUUGGAUUUGCGUUCUGGGUAUUAAUUGAAUUUUUCAGGAAUUUUCGGUCUUGCUGGAAAUUGAGUUUAGGUUUUUUGGGAUUUAGUGUAAGGGGGCUGUUGUAUUCUGUUUUUUGUUCUUGGUUAAUUGUAGUUUUCUGGGAUUUAGGUCGCGACUGAGGAAGAUGAUUGCAGAGAAACCUAGUUGGGUUAGGCAUGAGGGUACACAGAUUUUCUCCAUUGAUAUUCAGCCUGGUGGCCUCAGGUUUGCCACUGGCGGUGGCGACCAUAAGGUGCGCAUUUGGAAUAUGAAAUGUGUUGCAAGGGAACUUCCAUCUGACGAAACAACAGCGAAACUUCUCGCAACAUUACGGGAUCAUUUUGGGUCUGUUAACUGUGUGAGGUGGGCUAAACAUGGUCGAUACAUUGCAUCUGGAUCAGAUGAUCAAGUUAUUCUUAUUCAUGAGAGAAAGCCCGGUUCCGGCACAACAGAGUUUGGUAGUGGUGAGCCACCAGAUGUCGAGAAUUGGAAAGUUGCUAUGACGUUGAGAGGGCAUACUGCUGAUGUGGUGGAUCUUAAUUGGUCUCCGGAUGAUUCAGCAUUAGCCAGUGGAAGUCUUGAUAAUACGAUUCAUGUUUGGGACAUGACUAAUGGAAUUUGCACUGCUAUUCUCCGGGGACACGCCAGUCUGGUCAAGGGUGUCGCGUGGGAUCCAAUUGGUUCCUUUAUAGCUAGUCAAUCCGAUGACAAGACCGUUAUAAUUUGGCGGACAAGUGAUUGGAGUCUCAUUCACAGAACUGAUGGUCACUGGGCUAAAUCGCUUGGCUCCACUUUCUUUAGGCGGCUUGACUGGUCGCCUUGUGGCCAUUUUAUAACGACAACUCAUGGUUUCCAAAAGCCUAGGCAUUCUGCACCCGUUCUUGAGAGAGGGGAGUGGUCUGCGACAUUUGACUUUUUGGGGCACAAUGCGCCGGUUAUUGUUGUUAAGUUCAAUCAUUCGAUGUUCAGGAAGAAUUUGUCCAAUUCCCAGGACUCAAAAAAUGUGUCUGUUGGUUGGAGCAAUGGUUCGUCAAAAACUGAAGGAAAAGAUUUACAAGCAUAUAAUGUCAUUGCCAUAGGAAGUCAGGACCGGACCAUAACUGUAUGGACUACAGCGAGCCCUCGUCCUCUUUUUGUGGCUAAACAUUUCUUUUCUCAAAGUGUCGUGGAUCUAACUUGGAGUCCAGAUGGGUAUUCAUUAUUUGCUUGCUCUUUGGAUGGAUCAACAGCAACAUUUCACUUUGAUGUGAAUGAAAUUGGGCAGAAGUUAACUGAUGCUGAACUAGACGAUCUGAAAAAAAGUCGCUAUGGGGAUGUAAGAAGUCGCCAGGGAACCUUAGCCGAGAGUCCAGCACAGCUGUUGCUUGAAGCCGCAUCUGCAAAACAAACUCCGCAUAAAAAGGCAGUAGCCUCAGAGAAUCAAACGUUGCUAAAAUCCUCUGCCGCUUUAGUGGCUCCAAGAAAAGUUCCUAAAACUAUUACCGAUGCUGGAAAGAAACCCCAAGAUCCGACCGGUGAUAGCAUCAAUAAAGUUCCCGCCCCUGCUCGGAUGUCAAGCCCUGUAAAGCAAAAAGAAUAUAGACGGCCGGAUGGUAGAAAGAGGAUAAUACCAGAAGCUGUUGGGGCGACUGUACAUCAGGAAAGAACUAUUUCUGAUCGAUCUGACAUGUUAUUAAGAUCCUCGGAAGAAAACAAGAAUGACAGUGGGGCAGGGACGAUGAUGAAACCUGUAGGUGGUUCUGCUGAUCUGAAAGAGCGGUCGAGCGGCACUGCAAGAGCAACUGUUAGUGAGAGCUUGGUCAUUGAGAAGGUUUCGUCAAGUGAAAGCAAAGAAGUAAUAAAUAAUGUCGAGCAGAUUGGUCUGCCUGCUACUGCUAGUUCUCUUUCGAUUAAAGUUUUUGAUAAGAAGCACGGGGAAGAUGCAAUGCCUAUCUGCUUGGAAGCUCGUCCUCGAGAGCAUGCUGUUAGUGACAUUGUAGGAGCAGGGAAUACUUUUACAAUUAAAGAAACGGAAGUGUCUUGCACCAAAGGGUCGCAGACUCUAUGGUUUGAUAGGAUCUCUGGCAAGGUGACUGUCUUGGCUGGGAAUUCGAAUUUUUGGGCUGUUGGUUGUGAGGAUGGAUCACUUCAGGUUUAUACAAGAUGCGGGAGACGUGCCAUGCCAACCAUGAUGAUGGGAUCAGCAGCAGUAUUUAUCGAUUGUGAUGAACUUUGGAAAUUGUUACUUGUCACAAGAAAUGGAUCAGUCUAUGUUUGGGAUCUUUACAGCAAAAAAUGUCUGCUUCAUGAUUCUUUGGCUUCGCUAGUAACUACCGACUCGAAGCCACAUGCAAAAGGCGCAAUCAAAGUAAUAUCUGCAAAAUUAUCAAAAGCUGGUUCACCUCUCGUUGUAUUGGCUACACGACAUGCCUAUCUCUUUGACACAAGUCUUAUGUGUUGGCUGAGAGUGGCAGACGACUGUUUUCCAGCGUCAAAUUUCGCUAGCUCUUGGACCUUGGGUUCGACCCAUGGUGGGGAGCUUGCGGCACUGCAAGUUGAUGUCAGAAAAUAUCUGGCGCGGAAACCAGGGUGGAGCAGAGUAACCGAUGACGGUUUGCAGACCCGUGCUCAUUUGGAAGCCCAGAUGGCGUCUGCACUGGCUUUGAAUUCCCCAAAUGAAUAUCGCCAAUGUCUUUUAUCCUAUGUUCGGUUUCUUGCAAGGGAGGCGGAUGAAGCCCGAUUACAGGAAGUGUGCGAGAACUUUCUAGGACCUCCCGUUGGCAUGGUUGAAUCCGGAUCAGACCCAAAAACCGCGGCAUGGGACCCUAUAGUACUUGGUAUGAGUAAGCAUAAGCUUCUUAGAGAAGACAUUCUUCCGGCAAUGGCGUCAAACAGGAAAGUGCAACGGCUCCUGAACGAGUUCAUGGAUCUUCUGUCAGAAUACGAGCCUACUGAAACUAGCAGUAAUCCUAAGAAUCCGUCGCCUGUCACUGACAAAAUGAACAAAAAUCAUUCUGCAGUCGAUAAACCUAAUCUUGAUUCAGCCGUAAAACCAGUGGUAUCCGAAGCAGAUCGCGCCUCCAGGCAAAUGAAUUUUGAACCUCUUGCCACAGAUCAGUUGAAAGAAAAAGAUAUUUGAUCUGAUCCUAACUAAAAGGCGCGAAUUCGGAUUCGGAUGCGUAACGAGGUGUUUUGUGAGUCGGGAUUCGGGGCUUUUUUAGAGGAUACUUGUCUGUAGUCUUCUUUGUAGUUUGUUUGUGUCUUGUAUAAAUACGAAGGCAGCCUUGCUCUUGUUGAUGUAUAAUUGAAGCUUUGGAUCUCUCUCUCUCCUAAGUAGGCUUGUAAAGCAUUGAUUUCUUGUUUA
Andrographis paniculata is the source of this 3538-nucleotide messenger RNA. Its product is annotated as protein HIRA. Gene Ontology annotation, cellular component: nucleus; HIR complex. The record is from RefSeq and is a predicted model, not a curated record. Gene Ontology annotation, molecular function: nucleosome binding; protein binding. Bases 341 to 3313 code for a protein of 990 amino acids. Gene Ontology annotation, biological process: chromatin remodeling; regulation of DNA-templated transcription; DNA-templated transcription. The transcript is spliced from 11 exons. Lineage: Eukaryota; Viridiplantae; Streptophyta; Magnoliopsida; Lamiales; Acanthaceae.